Aedes albopictus (Asian tiger mosquito) is the source of this 1939-nucleotide messenger RNA. Its product is annotated as probable beta-hexosaminidase fdl. NCBI's taxonomy places the organism in Eukaryota, Metazoa, Arthropoda, Insecta, Diptera, Culicidae. The record is from RefSeq and is a predicted model, not a curated record. Gene Ontology annotation, molecular function: beta-N-acetylglucosaminidase activity. Gene Ontology annotation, cellular component: plasma membrane; lysosome. Gene Ontology annotation, biological process: protein deglycosylation; carbohydrate metabolic process; ganglioside catabolic process. The transcript is spliced from 4 exons. Bases 92 to 1924 code for a protein of 610 amino acids.
UUCUAAUUAUUUUUCUUUUCUCUUCCCACUGUAGCGCAACUCGCAGCAGCGCAAUCUCAAAACGACCAUACUGACCAACUUUAUCACGAAGAUGGCAUUCACCGGCUCGCUCAGGAAAACCCUGUUCGGCCUGCUGCUGGUAAUGAUAUUCCUGGUGAUGCUGCUCUAUUGGAACGAAAACCAGAGUCCGCUGAAACCGGCCGGAUCGGCAAUGCUGUUUGCCAGGAUUUUCCACCGGGAAGCAGCCGGCGGUGGCGGUGAGGGUGGUGAGGUUCUUGAAGCGCUGCCGCCACCGAAAGUAAACUCACCGGAAAAAGCCUGGACGUACAAGUGCGUCAACAACCGGUGCGUCCGGCAGCACUACAUUGAGCCCAGCGAUCCGGAGAGUGCGUUCGGGGGCAGCACGGCGGGGAAACGAGUACCGUUUCUCACCUGCACGAUGACCUGUGGGCCGAUUAACAUUUGGCCACAGCCGACGGGGAAGGCUUCGAUUGGCAGUAAGGCUUCCCGCUUCCGACUGUCGGAUGUGCAUUUUAACGUGCGAACUACCCACAAACCGGUGGAGGAUCUACUGUGGGACGCCUUUCGAGUGUUCAAAGAAGAGCUCCGAGCGGUUCUGGUGGCACAUGGUGCAGGAGAAGACGAGGGAGAUAGUUCUAGUGUGACUGAUAGUGGGAAUGAUGUUUGGGGAAGGGGUCAGCAGGAGAUUGGUGCUAAAAUGGAAGGGACUGCGGCGAAAAUUAGAUUUUAUAAGGCGGUGGAUGACAGUCGGUACGAUGUGGAUCGGUUUGAUAUUCGGGUUAAUGUAGUUAAAUCGCCGGAAGUUCACCUCACAAUGCAAACGGAUGAGAGUUACAACAUGACCGUUGGGCAUAUGGCACGUUCGUUGGUGGUGAAAGUUUUUGCCAACAGCUUUUUCGGCGCAAAGCACGCCCUCACCACGCUGCAACAGUUGAUUUGGUUCGACGACGAGGAACGCAUCCUGAAAGUAUUGAACAAAGCCUUAAUUGAAGAUGUGCCAAGAUUUAAUUUCCGUGGCCUUAUGUUAGACACAUCGAGACACUAUUUCUCAGUAGAAUCGAUAAAACGAACCCUGGUGGGGAUGUCUCACUCCAAGCUGAACCGGUUCCAUUGGCACAUUACGGAUUCGCAGAGCUUCCCGCUGGUGUCGAAACAUUACCCUCAGUUGGCUCAGUACGGGGCCUAUUCGGAUCAGGAGAUAUACACGGCGGAGGAUAUUCGGGAUAUUGUGAAGUUUGCCAGAGAACGAGGGAUUCAAGUGAUUCCGGAAAUUGACGCACCGGCACACGCCGGGAAUGGUUGGGACUGGGGCCCAAAGCAUAACCUGGGUGACUUGAGUCUUUGCAUCAACCAGCAACCGUGGAGUUACUACUGUGGGGAGCCUCCCUGUGGCCAGCUCAAUCCGAAAAAUAACAACACUUACCUGAUACUGCAGAAGCUGUACGAGGAACUGUUGGAACUGACGGGCCCUCUGGACUACUUCCACCUGGGAGGCGACGAAGUCAACCUGGAAUGCUGGCAGCAGCAUUUCAACGAGUCGGACAUGCGAACACUGUGGUGCGAUUUUAUGCAACAGGCGUACCACCGGUUGCAGAUUGCCAACAAGGGGGUGGCGCCGAAAAUGGUGGCCGUGUGGUCCAGUGGGUUGACCAACUAUCCGUGCCUUUCGAAAAAUUCCUUCGCAGUGCAGGUGUGGGGCGGGAGUAAGUGGCAGGAAAACUACCAGCUCAUCAGCGCUGGAUUUAAUUUGGUGAUUUCACACGUGGACGCGUGGUACCUGGAUUGCGGUUUCGGCAGUUGGCGAUCGACUGGUGAGUACCUAUCUGUAGUUGCACUAGUUAACCAGAAGCUUUUUUAUGAAUUUAGCCUCCAAACCCUCUUUGAAAUAUCUUCAUCAUUUUAAAGAUCUUCUUUAGAA